This is a messenger RNA of Mirounga angustirostris (Northern elephant seal), 8101 nucleotides long. It is a transcript of the gene TRIM25, whose product is annotated as tripartite motif containing 25. Lineage: Eukaryota; Metazoa; Chordata; Mammalia; Carnivora; Phocidae. Gene Ontology annotation, molecular function: protein binding. The transcript is spliced from 9 exons. The coding region runs from base 88 to 2001 and encodes 637 amino acids. The record is from RefSeq and is a predicted model, not a curated record.
AGUUUCGUUUCCUCGCGGGCCUCGCGCGGUCGUUGGUCUUCCGCGGCCGCCGUCCCAGCGCGUCCCUUCCCGUCCCGCAGGAGCGCCAUGGCGGAGCUGGUCCCCCUGGCCGAGGAGCUGUCGUGCUCCAUCUGCCUGGAGCCCUUCAAGGUGCCGGUCACCACCCCGUGCGGCCACAACUUCUGCGGCUCGUGCCUGGACGAGACGUGGGCCGUCCAGGGCCCGCCGUAUCUGUGCCCGCAGUGCCGCGCCGGCUACCACGCGCGGCCGCAGCUGCGCAAGAACACGGUGCUGUGCGCGGUGGUGGAGCAGUUCCUGCAGGCCGAGCAGGCCCGGGCGGCGCCCCCGCCCCCCGACGGCUGGAAGCCGCCCGCCCGCGCCGCCGCGCCCAGCCCGGCGGGCCCGGUGGCCUGCGACCACUGCCUGAAGGAGCCCGCCGUCAAGACGUGCCUGGUGUGCAUGGCCUCCUUCUGCCAGGAGCACCUGCAGCCGCACUUCGACAGCCCCGCCUUCCGGGACCACCAGCUGCAGUCCCCCGUCCGGGACCUGAUGCGCCGCAAGUGCCCCCAGCACAACCGGCUGCGGGAAUUUUUCUGCCCCCAGCAUGACGAGUGCAUCUGCCACAUCUGCCUGGUGGAGCACAAGGCCUGCUCGCCUGCGUCCCUGAGCCAGGCCAGCGCCGACCUGGAGACCAAGCUGAAGCAUAAGCUGACUGUCAUCUACAGCCAGGUCAACGGUGCCUCGAGGGCGCUUGAGGACGUGAGAGCCAGGCAGCAGGAUGUGCGGGAGGCUACAAAUCGGAAGAUGGAGCAGCUUAGACAGGAAUACAUGGAAAUCAAGGUGCUCAUUGAUGCCGCAGAGGCCACCUCCACACGGAAGAUAAAGGAAGAGGAGAAGAGGGUCAAUACCAAGUUUGACAACAUUUACCAGAUCCUUCUCAAGAAGAAGAGUGAGAUCCAGGCUCUGAAGGAGGAAGUUGAACUUGCCCUGACCAAGGGGGACGAGUUUGAGUUUCUGGAGAAAGGGAUAAAACUGCAAGGUGUCUCCACAAAGCCAGUCUACGUCCCCAAGGUGGAGCUGAAUCAGGAGCUGAUCAAGAGUGUCUCUCAGGGCACCUCGGGCCUCAAAGACGAGCUGAAGCGGUAUAUCAGGCAGGCCCAGGACAAGAAGCCCGAGGAACCCACCGGCUCAGGGAACCCCGGAGAGCAUGGCCCAGCAUCUACGCCCAAACCCAUACACUUUGCAAAAAAGUUCCCGAAAGAAGAAAAGAGAUCCAAGAAACCUCCCCCUGCCUCUGCCUCUGCCUCAGCCACCAAGAUGCCCACCUUUGGAGUCCCGGAAGAGUUACUGGAACUAAAGCAGGCUGGCCUGGAGAGUGUAGGCAAAGCCACCACCGCGCCGCUGAAUGCGGCGGUCCUCAAGGCCAAGGUGCUGGAGACCUUCUUAGCCAAGUCCAGGCCCGAGCUCUUGGAGUAUGCCGUUAAAUUCAGCCUGGACUACAACACCGCCCACAACAAGGUGGCGCUGUCGGAGAACUACAGUGUCGCCUCUGUGGCCGACUCACCCCUGAACUACCAGCCGCAUCCCAAGAGGUUCAUGUACUGCUCUCAGGUGCUGGGCCUGCACUGCUACAAGAAAGGGAUCCACUACUGGGAGGUGGAGCUGCAGAAGAGCCACUUCUGUGGGGUGGGCGUCUGCUAUGGCAGCAUGCCACGCCAGGGCCCCGAGAGCCGGCUCGGCCGCAACAGCGCCUCGUGGUGCGUGGAGUGGUUCAACACCAAGAUCUCUGCGUGGCACAACAACGUGGAGAAGACGCUGCCCUCCACCAAGGCCACGCGGGUCGGUGUGCUUCUCAACUGUGACCAUGGCUUCGUCAUCUUCUUUGCCGUCGCCGACAGGGUCCACCUGAUGUAUAAGUUCAAGGUGGACUUCACGGAAGCCCUGUACCCGGCCUUCUGGGUGUUCUCUGCUGGUGCCAUGCUCUCCAUCUGCUCCAAGUAGGCAGGCCCCGGACGCGGGCCUCUGCGGGCCCCAGACUGUGGGGGGCAGAGCUGCAGGGGGACCUCUGAGGGACCAGGGGUUGAGAGUGUGGGAGGGGACCUGGUGGGAGGCGGGGGCCGGGGGAUGGGGUAAGAGGAGAGAUCUGGCCAGGGGAAGGGGUGGGGGUGAUCGCGUGCUGGGCCAGGAAGCAUUGCCACCUCCUGGUGCCCAUUAGGGCAGGGUGACCUCCUCCCCCUUGUUCUGGUAGGUCUCUGGCUGCGGGCGUGGGGCGGGGCUUUGGGGGGUAAAAUCGUUAGCACCCUUUCCUCUUGGAGGGAGUCUGUAGCCGCCGUGCGCUCCUCAGGCGACGUGGCGUGAGCCCCUUUGCUCUCUGGAUCAGCCUUCGGUUCUUAGCAUUUUGAUUCCUCCCUAUAGGGCUAUUCAACGCAAUAGAUUGUUUAAAAAUUCCAGAGUAAUUGAAUUUCAGUUAUUCACCCCCCACCCCUCCCCCUGCCCACCUGCGGGCAUUCGGGUGUAUGCUCAGACCCUGGUUAUUUUCUGUCCUUAAGAGAAACUACACAUGUCGGGUCUCCACCCAGAUCAGAGUUUCUUUGUAGGGAAGAGAUCCCUCCACUGGCAAAUAGGCCUGCCCCCCUUCCUCUCCUCGUACCUCACACCCCAUCGAUGGCUUUCAAAUGUUUAAUGCAACAGGAAACUUUUCAGGCUAAGGUUUCGAACCACGAUCUGAAUCAGCCUUUGUGGAAUUUGUGAUUCAAGGUGAAGGUGACCCAGGUCCCACAGAUGGAAACCCCUCCCAUUUCCCACUCUUGGCUGACAUUCUUUGGCUGUACCCACAGAGCCUUGGGGAGGCCUUCUUCCCAUAGCUUAGGCUUUGGGGCAAGGAACUCCCCUGGGCAAGAGCGACCCUGCUCUGGGUUGACAGAGCGUGGUGGUUUUGCUCUUAGUAGAGUGUUGUCUUGCCUUCUUACUGAUAACUGGGCUCCGUGGUAGCCUCUCCUCCCCAGGACUGUGAGAUCCUGGACUGGCUGGUGGAGAUCCCACGGUGGCCAGCACAGUCGAGUGGACAGCUAGGCUUGCUAUCCGUAGCCUGUAAUCGCAUGGACAGGUCAUGCGGGGCUGCCUCCCGGACCACGCUAGCUCACCUGCUGGGGUGACUACCUGUGGCCCAAAGCAUCUUCUGGCAGGUCCUGGGAAACAUCAGCAUUCCUGUUUAUCCCUGGCCACAGGCUGCACCCCCCGGGGCUGGCCCUCACGGGAGUCAGAUGCCUGCCGCUGGCUCUAGCCCCUUCUCUUUGCCUCCUUUGAGCUAAUUCCAGAUGGGGGUUGACCAGGCUAGGGGAGCCAGAGACUUUAAGGGCCAGGGAGAGAAUGCACUACAGGGCCCAAGCACAAGGGGCUAACUUUCCUGCAGUGCUUCUGUGCAGUGAAAAUGAUCCCAGUCCAUGAAGGGGAAGGAAGGAAUGGAUUGCCAGAAUUUCCCAAGCUCCUUAUAUCCUGAUGUUGUCAGGAUAUAAAUUCCCAAUCCAAAAGUGGGAGGAAUUUAACCUCCUGUUGGUGAGAUGAAUCCUGCUCUGGACUUUCCUAAGAGGGGAAGCUCAGAUUAGGCUCUUUGUGGUAUAAAAAAGAGGUCACCAUUGGGGACGUGGCGACCCCAGACCUCUUCUAUGAGUAUUUGAGAAUGUAACACAUCUCUGGCCUCGAGCUGGAAUUCCAGGGCACUCCCAUCGAGCCCCGAGCACUGGAAAUUCCUGAUGGGUGUGUUGAUCUGUGUCCUCCCCUGGCAAGGACUUCCACUUCCUUGGGAGGGAGAUCAUCUUUGUAGGGAAGAGAUCCCUGCAGUAGCCGAGAUGUAGUUUUUUUUAAAGUUUUCUUCCUUUGAUUCUGGGAAGAAGAGUUCUUUGGUGAUUCUUCUCUGCUGUUGGCCCAGGUCAAAAGCAUCUUCAUUGAUCCUCUGAAACAAAAGCCUUGUCUGAAGCCAAUUUGGCUUGGGAGACAGCUGGGCUGAGGGGAGGAGAAUGCUGGCGGGGAGUCCGUGGGUCCUGCUGUGGCUCUCUUCUGUGGACCUCAGGGCAACAGAGCGCGCCUCCCCCGCGCGUUGUCCCAGCCUCGGGACGGGGCAGAUACUUCCCUCUGUGUGUGAGAGAGGCAAGUGGGUAGCCCGCGCUGAACUCUGUGCAAGGGGCUCUGGAGAUGGAAACCCUUGCUGUCCUGAGCCAUCCUGUGUGCAGCGGUGAGACGUAAGUUCCCUCGCCACUGCCCAGGGCACAGUCCUCAAGGUUGGGGCAACUUUGCAUUCAUCUGACUUCUCGUUUUGCAAAGUCAGUCAGAUGAGGAGGUAUUGGAUUCCUCUGCUCACUACUCUUGCCAUCCCGUCAUGGAGGAGAUGCCACCUAGAUGCCCCCCGGCACCCUGGGGAAGAGUCAGAAAUCCCCAGAAACACAAACAUAAAACUACGACCCCAGACGCAGGCGUCAGGGACCGACGCAGUCACUCUAGCAUGAGCAGGUCAGGGUCGGGUGUUUGUAUUAUUCAAGACCGGUCGGUGCCUCUGGCUUCAUUACUCUGAAAUGGAUCUGUGACCUGGAACUAAUAUUGGGACAUCAUUUCUUUAUCCCGCCUCCCCCCACUAUUGACUUUAGUUAAUUCAGAGUAUUUGAGCUAUUAUUUCACGAGCUGAUUUUUUUAAGGAGUCGACUCUUCAGGAGACAAUUAGGGCCGUAGGCACCGAUCUUUUGAAACCCAUGAGAACUACUAGGGCCAAGGCUGGUUGACCUGCCUUAGAACCUGUGAAUGUAACAAAGCAGUAUCUGGCACUUUUUCUUGCAGCCCAGACAUCGUAUGCAUCGUCUACACACACUGAAAAGUAUAGCACUUUCUGAGUUCUGGGAGUUCUCGUGAAUUUUGUUUUUGUUUUGUUUUGUUUUCGUGAAUUCUUGAGCCCGAGGGAGGUGCUGGAUGUUUCUCUUGCUUCAACAAUCAUGUGUUGAAACCUAACCCCCAGUGCGAUGGGAGGGGUGGGGGGAUUAGGUCAUAAAAGCAGAGCCCUCGUGAAUGAGAUCAGUGCCCCUAUAAAGAGACCUCCGUAGAGCUCCCUCACCCCUUCUGCCAUGUGGGGACAUAGCAGGAAGACAGCUGUCUGAACCAGGAAGCUGUUCCUCACCAGGCUUUGAAUCAACCAGCCCUGGAUCUUGGCUGGAUCUUCCAGCCUUCAGAGCUGUGAGAAAUAAAUGUUUGCGAUUGAAGUCACCCAGUUUCUGGUACUUUUGUCACAGCAUCUCAGCCUACGACACGCGGGAGCUGCACAGCUGAAUAAAGGAAGCCUCAUUUGAAAUGCAGUUGGGAGGCACCUGGGUGGCUCAGUUGGUUAAGCGUCCAACACUUGGUUUCAGCUCAGGUCACGAUCUCAGGGUUGUGGGAUUGAGCCCCACCUCGGGCCCCACGCUCAGCACGGAGUCUGCGUGUCCCUCUCCCUCUGCCCCUUCCCCUGUUUGUGCUCCUUCUGUCUUUCUCUCAUAAAUAAGGCUUUUUUUAAAAAAAAAUGGAGUCAGGAGGCUGGAAGGGGGAGCUCUCAUGCUGUACCACUCCUUGCAGCCCUCUGCAGACCCAGGGGGAAGAGAAUACCUUGCAUUCGCAGCAGGAAGAAGCCUACACUUUACUACCCCAGCAGGAGGGAGAGAGAUUUUCUCCUGCCCCGGCAACAGCCCAGCCAAUGAGAGACCUUUACAACUCAGCUGGUGAAAAGCCAUCACUCUUGCAACUCCCAGUUUAUGCCAACGGACUUCUGUUGAGAACCCUCCAGAAACCGCCCGCCCUCUUUCCUCUGUCAAAGAAUGUUCCUCCCUUUUGUUCUCAGGACUUGUGUGUAGUUUUGCCGUGACUUGCAUGUCCCGAGUUGCAAUUCUCUGCUAUUCCUGAAUAAAUCUAUUUUUGCUGGAAAUACAACUUUCAUUUUCAAGGUUAGCAUUACCUUCUGGAUUUGCCAGUCAGAAGUGUCGGCGGCCUGGGGACCCCCGAAGUGUGGCUGCUGUCUGAAGCAAGGGCAGUCCUGUUGGGACAGUGUCCCCCAGCCUGUAGAAUCCAAACUGCGGGCUGUUAGCAGAAUUGUGUCACCGUGCACCAUGUGCUGUGAGCACAGAGGUGGCGGGAUUGCAAACUUUGUUGUUUUUUUUUUAAGAUUGUAUUUAUUUAUUUGACAGAGAGAGCACACCCAGGCAGAGCGGCGGCAGGCAAAGGGAGAGGGAGAAGCAGGCUCCCCGCGGAGCAGGGAGCCCGAUGCGGGGCUCGAUCCCAGGACCCUGGCAGGCAGACGCUUAACCGACUGAGCCACCCAAGUGUCCCAUCUUUUUGGUUCUUUAUAAGGAAUUCCAUCUCUCUGUUUACAGUGCCCAUCGUCCCUGUAUGCCAUCUACUUUAUCUAUCAAAGCCCUUAGCUAAUUAAUUAUAGUUGUGUUAAAUUCCCAGCCUGAUCGUUCCAGCAUCCCUACCAUGUCUGCUGUACCUCUUCGGAUUGUGGUGUCUGCCUUCUGGCCUGCUCUGUAACCUCUUCUGCCUAGCCACACGCGAUGUACUCGGCGAAGGUGAGAGGCGUGGCUGUGGACAGGCCUUUGGUGUGGGCGGACGGGACGUGUUCCGUAGUCCUGUGAUGAGGUCUCAGACCUGGGUGAGCCUAUGCUUCUGGGCUGUGAGCUUCACAAGUAUUUCUCAGUCUUCUUCUCCUCCCCCCAAGUAGGACAGGAUGGCUAGAGGGGGCUGCAGUGGGCUACUUCUCUGCCCCCAGAUCUGCUAGGCUCUGAUAAAAGCCCAGCAGGGUAGGCUGUGGUGAAAUAGUUUCUCCUGAGGACAGGCCUUGUUAAGAAGAGCAGAGUGCUCUGCUGUAUUUCAGAAUGGUCCCUCUUCCCCUACCUCCUGGAAGCUCAAGAGGAUUUUUCUCCGGUAUUUACUGUGGGAACCUGAUUGAGCUCUUGGAGGUAAAUCUCACAAUACGGUGGGAGUCCCCCUAUGACUGGGCCCCUUGGAGUUUUUAACCUUCGGAGUCGUCCACCCAAGUCGCCAGCAGUUCAUCAGUUACACUCCGGGUGUUUCUACUCCAGCAGUGGUUCCAUUGGUGAGUCUCAGCCUUCAGAAGUCAUGAUUCCUUGUUUGCCGUCUGUGUCUCCAAUCUUGGGGACAGCAGUCGGCCCUGCGUACUCCCGUCUCGUAUGGGUCCAAGAAGAGUGGCUGAUCAUUCAAUCUGUCAGCUUUGUACUUACUGUUAGGAGGGAAUUGCAACUUCCAAGCUUCGUAUAUGUGGACGUCCAUGCUUUCAUUUUUAUUCAGUUCAAAAUACUUUUGGUUUCCCUUAUUUCUUCUUUGACCCAUCAGUUAUUUAGAAGUGUGUUUUUUUAGUUUUUACAUAUCUGGGGGGUUUUCCAGAUAUCUUUCUGCUAUUGGCUUUUAAUUUAAUUCCAUUGUGGUCUGACAUAUACUUUGCAUUGUUUGAAUUGUUGGAAAGUUAGCAAGUUUUGAUUCAUGACUCAGAAUAUGAUCUAACUUGGAAAAUGUUCAUGUGCAUCUCAAAAGAUUGUGUAUACGGCUGUUGCUGGGUGGACUGUUCUAUACAUGUCACUCGGUCAAGUUGAUAAUGUUCAAGUCCUUUAUUUAUAUCCUUACUGAUUUAUGCUUACUUGUUGUAUCAGUUAUUGGGAGAAGGGUUUUAUAAUCUUUGACUAAAACCGUGGGCGUAUCUACUUUCUUUUUUUAUCAGUCUUUGUUUUAUGAAAUUUGAAGCUUCCUUAUUAAGCACCUAUUUAGGAUUUUUAUGUCCUUUUAUCCUUAUGAAGCAACCUUUACAUCCCUGCUAAAAUUCUGUGCUCUGAAAACCGCUUGUCUGAUAUUAAUACAGACACUCUAGCUUUCUUUUGCUUAAUGUUAGCAUGGCAUAUCUUUUUUCCAUCCUUUUGCUUUUAACCUAUGUCAUGUUUGAAGUGUAUUUCUUAUAAGACAGCAUAUAUUUGGUUCUUGCUGCUUUUUGCAAUCUGACAAUCUCUGUUUUUAACUGAUGUGUUUAGACCACAUACACUGAAUGUAACUAAGCAUGUAGAAUGGGAAAUAAUGCUGUGGU